Messenger RNA from Didymodactylos carnosus, 1404 nucleotides. The record is from the annotation of a GenBank genome assembly. NCBI's taxonomy places the organism in Eukaryota, Metazoa, Rotifera, Eurotatoria, Philodinida, Philodinidae.
AUGGACAAACUUCCAAUUAAUGAAAAUGGAAAGAUUGACCGUAAACAAUUACCAAAAAUUGAACGUGGUCAUUCAUCAUUUCCUUUAUCUGAAACAACAUUAUCAAUGAUUACUACUACACCAAUAGAAGAAAAAAUAAAAGAGAUAUUUAUUGAAGCAUUUCAUUUAAAUUCUACUACAAAUAUUAACUUAGAUGCUUCAUUUGGUACAUUAGGUGGUACAUCAAUGGAUGCAAUGAAAGCUGUAACAUUAAUACGACAGCAAUUAUAUCCACAAAUUGAAAUCGGUCUCUUAUAUUCUAAUCCAUCAAUUCGUCAAUUAGCUAAAGUAUUAGAACCAAAGAUUUUUAAAAAUUUUCAACAUACAGUGAAUGAAUCUAUUUCUAUUGAUAAUAAUAAUAAUGAUAAUCGUCCUAAACCAUCAUUGUUAAUAGAAACAUUAGGUAUAAUUCUAUUAGUUUAUCAUUAUUUAUUUUCAAUAUGGACAACAAUGAAAUUCGUUGAAUAUAUUGAACCUUACAAUACAAUGAUUAAUAUAACACUGUAUAUAAUAUUAAUACCUUGUAUACAAUUAUUUCAUUAUAUCAUUUGGAAACAUUUAUUAUUUCCAUAUGGAAUGAAAUGUGAUACGAAAACUCAACUAUAUUCUUUUAAAUACUAUUCUUGGUGGUUUUUAAAUCGUCUAUGGAUAUUAAAUUCAAAACAAUUAAAUAUUUUAUUAGGAACAUUUUUGUAUAACUAUUACUUACGUAUGUGUGGUGCUCAAAUAGGAAAAAAUGUUCAUAUUUAUACAACUUUAAUUGAUGCACCAGAUCUAUUAGAAAUAAAAGAUUCAACAUUUAUUUCUACUGAUGUUCUACUAAAUAGUUUAUCUUAUCAAAAUACAACAUAUUCACUAAAUUCAAUAAGAAUUGGUUCUAAUUGCAAUAUUGGUUUUCAAAGUGUUCUUUAUAAUGGCGUCUACAUAGAAGACAAUGUUUCAAUUAAAUCAAUGUCAAGUAUUACUGGUCGUGUUGUUAUGUCAUCGAAUGAUGAAAAUGAACAAUUAUUGUCAAAUAAUCUAACUUGUUCAUUUUUACAACGUUUCUGUCAAUUAAUAUGUGUAGCAAUCAUUGUAUAUUUGCAUAGUAUUGCUAUUGUAAUAACCUAUUUUGUUUAUGUUAAAUUAUUUUAUUCGACAUAUUUUUGUAUAAGUAUUCCAAUAUGUUGGAUACUAUGGUCAUUUUUGUGUCUAUUUAUUACAUUAUUUUUAUUAAAAUUUAUUAUUGGUAAUACUCGACCCGGAUAUUAUGCUUUAAAUUCAUGGUAUUAUAUACAUAAAAUAUGGUUAAGACAAUUAAUUGUGUCAAGUUUUGACUAUUCAUUUACAAUUUUAGGUGGUUAUCAUUGUUGGUUUCCUAUUCUU